Messenger RNA from Rhopilema esculentum, 3917 nucleotides. NCBI's taxonomy places the organism in Eukaryota, Metazoa, Cnidaria, Scyphozoa, Rhizostomeae, Rhizostomatidae. The record is from RefSeq and is a predicted model, not a curated record.
AUGUCAACGUUUUCAAUCCCAACUAAAGCUUCUGUAAUAUAUGCAUCGCUUUCGAACUUGACUACUCAAGCGACAAAUAGCACAGUCUCAAGUAACAGGGAAGCAGUGCAAGAUCUCACUAUCUUGGUACCGCUGUUGCUCUGCUGCAUUGUCGUGUUUCUAAUAGGUGUGCCAGGAAACAUGAUGGUCAUCCACGUGCUUGGAAUUAAACACAGAGCUAACAGAAACAACGAUGGUGAUGUAUUCAUUGUCAGUCUUGCAGUUGCAGAUCUGCUUGCAUCAGCAACAGUUCCUCUUGUCAUUGCCCAUGAUCUCUUGUCUAAUCACACAUGGUAUCUAGGCGAGUUUCUCUGUCAUUUACUGCCAGUCCUGAACCCCGUAACAUUGGUGACAUCUUCAUGGGCCUUGGUUGUCAUCUCGGCAGAACGAUACAGGAUAAUCUCAAGACCUUUCAGUGCACGCCUCUCAAGAAAAGCCAAGGCAAUCCUCAUAGCCUCAGUCUGGAUAUUCGCUCUCGCUGUCAAUAUUCCAUUAGCUGAGCAGAUACGGUACCAUGACAUUCAACAAUGCACUGUCGACUUAUACCCCCCGGCAGAACAAAUCGCAUAUGCUUCAUUCUUCAUUGUAGCAGGGUGGUUAUUGCCGGGCGCAGUAUUAUCGACCCUGUAUUUCCACACUGCUGUUCAACUUAGGAGCAGCGAAGAGCACCAUUCCGAAACGCACGUGAUGCAGCUGCAAAUACGGAGAGAAAACAAGCGCGUUGUCAGGAUGUUUGUGAUAAUAAUAGCGCUGUUCUUCGUGUUUACAAUGCCCUUCGCCAUCUACCAGAUCACAUUUUCUUAUCUAUUUUUAUUUGAGCUGCAUGUCAUUCGGAAGAACACUUUUUUAUCGAAACUCUAUCUCAUUCUGCCAUGUAUUAGUGCAAUGAACAGUUGCUUUAAUCCACUCGUUUAUGCAAAGAUGCACAAAGAAGUCAACAGAUAUAUACGACGUACGUGCCUGAAAAUUCCCUGGAUCGGGAGAGUGCAUCAGACAAGAUGCCAGGGUAUCAUGCGAGACUCGCUUCAAAAGAGCAGUACAAAAAUGGAUAGCUUUGUCUCAGGUGUUCAAGGAAAGCCAAGUUUGGCCUAGGCGAAACUGUAGAGAGGGAAGAUAAUUAAUCUGAACUAUGUUUCAAUGCACUACUUUUCACGGAAAAAGUUUUUAGGAACAUAUGUCAUACAUAAUCUAUUCUAUAUUAAGCUACAUAAUCGAUUCUAUAUUAGGCUAUAAAUCGUACUUUUAGCACAUCUAUUUUUAAAAAACUACACGCAGUAAACUCCAAGCAGCAAAACCACAAAAGUGCUUAAGGUUAGCGCAAAAUCAGGAUUUAAAACAAAUAUUUAGUGAAGAUAGUUUUUAGCAAAGACUUUUAACAUAAAAAGGCAAUUUUUCUCUUUUCUUAAGACUUAUUUAAAAUUGUUUCGAAGAUGCGAAAAAUGGAGACAGUAUCAUGUAUCCUAAGACCCUAUGUCUAAUUAUUUAGUAUAUGUUAUAACAUUGCAUAAUCAGCUAUUAAGACUCUCUUUUUGCUAAUUGAACCAACCGUGUGCGAGCUCCUUGAAGCCACCUGAUGUCCCCGCUUUAAAGUUGCUUUCGUGAGUUUGGCGAUACAAGCUACCUAGGGGUUAUUUACAGCCAGGGGAGCGGGUACAUGCAUAAAACACAAAAUUCAACAACUAUUGUCUUUUGCUCAAUAAUGUUAGAAGCUGAUUAGCCGCAUCUGAUAACAGGAUAAUUUCAAUUUGAAACAAGCAAUUUUUCUAACCGUUAAAUAGUCAAAAAGAAACGUUUCCUGAUAAUUAUAGAACUGCAGUCAGCAUUGCUUGUCUUGUGAAAAUGUGAAGAAAAUAACUCACAAGUUUUUACUGUGUAUACUGGGGUUGUUCUUCAGUUUUGGCGAGAGAGAGAUUAGUUACGUUUGAAUAACUUAGGCCUAACUUAAACGUCGCUCUUCUCAUGCGCCGAACCGAAUACAGUGCAAUGGGACUGUAGCGCAACAUGGAAUCAGACGCCGCUCCUAACAUGUCGUAUCUUGGUCAUUUUCAAUUGAAAACCAUUCCUGCUCAUGCACUGCCUCGUUUAAGCCAAAAUAAAUUACAAUUACCUAUUCCUAAUUUAUGCAUUGAGUUCGGCCUCGAAUUUCAAGACACGUCAAAGUAUUGCUAAAGUAUAUUGACUAGCCUACUGUUUAAGCUGAAAGUAACUUGCAGCUGACACUUUGGUCUGCAACCAGUGCUCAAAAGUAUAAGGUACAAGGAAAACUGUCUAUUUGAUAUGAAUCGGUGCAUCUACAAGAUCGGAUACUUAGUGCUUAGAAAUGGGGAAAACCGGCCAAUCAAUCAAAAGGAUCGGAGCAAACUGUCCUUGCCCAAUCCCAUUAUAAAACAAUCAAAUUUACUGCCAUCUGAUGGUAAAUAGGGGAAACAAAUUAGCUUCUAGAAUAAUUAUCCUUAGAAAAAAUACCAUGAUAGUUAUAGGGACAUAGAGUGAGCUGCUGGUUGUAGUAAAGCAGAGUGGCCCAUUGUUACAAGUACUGCUUCAAUAAAAGUUGGUAAACCUUUGGCUUGAAUUAUAUAGAAGGCCGAACAUGUACUGCCAUUUGGAAUAUUUCUAAAACUGCAAACAAUCAAUAACAAGAAAGUGAUCUGCCUCAAUUUGAUUUGCUGUGUAUGACUAUUCAAACCACAGUCACACCUCUCACAGUGACUCAACAAUCAAUCAGCUGCUUGCUAUGUCUCAUGAAAUAUACAGCGCCUUUGACUGUAAUCCUUCCCUAGACGUGAGAUCAGUUUAUCUUGAUAGAUCCAAAGCGUUUGACGGGUCUGGCAUUCAGGCUUGAUUUUUUAGCGUCGUAGGUGUUGAAUUAAGGGAAACAUACUUAAUGUCAUUAUCUGUUUUUACAGCGAUUGACAGCAAAGAAUAGUUAUCAAUGAUAAAUGCUCUUAUUCGAAAAAAUACAGAUGCUGAAGUGCCUCAAGGAUCCAUCAUUGGUAUCCUGCUUUUCUUGGGUCCGUUUAUACUAAUGACCUUCCGGAAGGUUUGAAGACAAAGUUUCGAACUCCUGCCGAUGAUACAUAACUGUUCUUUGUUUUCACCGAUCUUCACUCUAUUCCGAACGACCUUAAUCACGAUCUUCAUUUGUUAAAAAAUUGGGUAUUCCAAUGGAAGAUGACUCCUUAUUAUGACGUUAAAAAUCAUCCUCCAAUUCAGUUUUAAGAGUCACCAGUAACUACUGUUGAUGCACAUAAGCAUCUCGGUCUAAUCCUGUAGAGAUGAUUAUCGUUCUCAACACAUUGAAAGGAUAAUCUUACAAAAGCAAACAGAGCUAUUGGGAUGAUCAAGUACUUUUCAAAGUACCUGCCUCGUCCCUCCUCAGCUCAAAAUUACAAGUUACAUGUCUGACCUCAUUUUCAAUACUGCGAUGUUAUUUAUCAUCUCUACCACCUUCCAAUAAUUCAUAUACUCUUAACGAUAAUUAUAACUGCGUUAUGAAUCGCCUUGAAUCUAUGCAAUAUUAUGGUGCCUUAGCUAUAACCAGAAUGUGGAAGGGCAUAUCACGUGAGAAAAUUUAUAGCGAACUAGGCUAGAAAUCGCUUUCUAACAGGAGGUGGUACCGAAGACUCUUCUUCUUCAAAUUGCUAAGGGCCUUGCCGCAACUCGAGGAAAGGCAGCUAAAAUAUGAUUUAAGGGCCUGUUUAUAUAAGCAAAAUUAUCCCACCUUCCAGCCUAUGGGCUAGGAGGUGAGAUCCAACCUUCCUAUACAAAGCUUUGUAAUUUCGAUCUUAUGUUUACAUGGGAAACGAUUUAUCCGGGGCAAGUGAGAUCCUGUUCUCAGCCUGCCGGACCUCACCUGUUGGCAUCAAAUUUUUCACAUA